Messenger RNA from Dermochelys coriacea (leatherback sea turtle), 3208 nucleotides. RefSeq names its product VPS9 domain containing 1 (gene VPS9D1). Gene Ontology annotation, cellular component: endocytic vesicle; cytosol. Gene Ontology annotation, biological process: vesicle-mediated transport. The transcript is spliced from 15 exons. NCBI's taxonomy places the organism in Eukaryota, Metazoa, Chordata, Testudines, Dermochelyidae. Bases 575 to 2290 code for a protein of 571 amino acids. Gene Ontology annotation, molecular function: guanyl-nucleotide exchange factor activity; small GTPase binding. The record is from RefSeq and is a predicted model, not a curated record.
CCCGGGGGGGGCCGAAGCGGGGGCUGCGUUCGGUCGCUUAUUUCGGCAACCCCGAGGGCUAGAGAUUUCUGCAGUGACAACGUGGACCCUGCGGAAGGGGAGUAUGCCACGCCAGCCCCACGCAUGGCCCCCGGUUUGAGCUGGGGAGCGCCCACAGCGUGCUGGGCUCUGGCCCGCCUUGGACUCGGAGACCGCAUCAGACCCUUCCCCCCACAGGCGCCAGUGGCUGAGUGCUCCCGCGUCCUGCGUGGAGGGGCGUUCCCCCGAGCCCGCCCUCGCCCCUCUACAGCCCCUUCCUGCCGGGUUAUCAGCUACCGCUGCGGGCCCCCGGCCUCCCUUCCGCCUGGGCACUUCUGGAAAGAUGGACGGAGCCGUUACCCGCCUGCCUCCGGACAGUCCAGACCCCUGACCGGGCCCCCGGGGGUCUGUGCACGCCCUGAGGCAGGGCCCAGCUCCCCUGGAGGCCUAUGUGGAGUACCUGAAGAGCAUCAGCUACAUUUCCCAGGCCCUGCUGGAGGAAGCAGCGGCAGCAGCGAAAGGUGGGAGCGACGCCGUGACACCCGACACCCCAAAGAUGCUGAAGCUCGCUGAGCAGUGCUUGGAGCGAGCCAAGUCCAGCACCGCUGUGCUUGGGAAAGUGAAGCCAGCAGCCCACGAGAGGGGCCCCAGCCCUGCUCCCAUCUCUAAGCACCGCAGGGUCUUCUCAGAUGAGGGGGGGAAGCUGUCUCCCUUCCUCCCCCCGGAGAUCUUCCAGAAGCUGCAGAUCACCAAAGCUCAGGGCACUAAAAAGGAGCUCACCCCGCUGGAGGAGGCAUCACUGCAGAACCAGAAGCUGAGAGCUGCUUACGAAGCCCGGGUGGCACGGCUGAACCCCAGCCAGGCUGUGCAGAAGACUUCCCUGACACUCUCUCUUCAGCGGCAGAUGAUGGAGAACCUGGUGAUCGCCAAAGCCCGGGAGGAGACACUUCAGAGGAAGAUGGAGGAGUGCAGGCUACGGCUGCAGGAAGCUGCCAACAGGAGGUUCUCCAGCAACAUCGCCCUCACCCCCGAGGAGCAGGAGCAGAGGGCGCUCUAUGCUGCCAUCCUGGAGUACGAGCAGGAUCAUGAGUGGCCGAAGCUCUGGAAAGCCAAGCUGAAGAAGAACCCGGCAGAUCUCUCUCUGGUGUCCAGCCUCAUCUCCCACGUCCUCAGCUUCCCCGAGCACCCGAUUCCCCAGCUGUUGACGAAGCUCCAGCAUGCGAUCUACAGCAGGCUCUACCCCACUGUGAGCCAGAACCUCGCUGACCUCAGCACUGCUUCCAGGGGCUUCUCCUCCCUCUCGCUGGAUGCUGAGGGAUUGUUGACCCCAGCACCUGGGGGCCGGAAACUGAGGUCCUCCCAGAGCCUGUACUGCAUGGCCUCCGUCCAGGAGAACAAGGUGAACUUGCAACACAGCCUGUCCACGGCGCCCCUGAGCGAGGACCUGGCAACAGAGAGCAGCCUGCAGAAGGGGACGGCUGCCCGCCUGGCCGACAGAGAGAGCUCCUUUGAGGACCUGGAACGGUUCCUGGCAGCGCCCGAGAGCUGGCCCACUGGCCCCCCAGCGGAGCCCCAGAUCCCAGCUGAGAAGAAGACCUCUCUGCAGGAGCAGCUGAAAGCCAUCGUGAAGGACAUUCACAACUCAGUGGACAGGCUGCUCUCCCUGGCCCUGCUGGCUUUCGAGAGCCUGAAUACCGCCUCCUCCAAGGAUCAGUGCCUGGCAUGCAUUGAGGAAGCCUUCUUCUCGCCUCUCUGGGCCCCCCUGCUAGCCCUCUACAGGAGGGUCUACCAGGCCCGAGAGGUGGCCUUGUCCAGGAGCAUGGAGCGCCACAGGAACAUGCCCCCGUCGGAAAUAGGAGUGUCCGCUAACCUCUUCCCCCAGGACUGCAAAGGCCACACCGCAGGUUCCUACCCUUACAGCACGGCAGUGCAGGAGCUGGGGCUGAUCCUUCUGGAGAGCUGCCCGCAGAGGAAGCUGGAGUGCAUUGUGCGAGCUCUUCGUGUCAUCUGCGAGUGUGCCGAGGAGUACUGCACUGCCCGGGAAAGCCGGCCCCAGCCCGGAACCGCAGCCAUUGGUGCCGACGACCUCUUGCCCAUCCUGUCCUACGUGGUGCUGAAGAGCAACCUCCCCCAGCUGGUGGCGGAGUGUGCGGCGCUGGAGGAGUUUAUCCACGAAGGGUACCUGAUCGGCGAGGAGGGUUACUGCCUGACGUCCCUGCAGAGUGCACUGUCUUAUGUGGAGUCCUUGCACAGGGGAGUCAUGGUGAAGUAAUAGGGCUUUGCAUCCACCUGCUGAGCAGAUGGGCCCUGCCCUGAUCACUCGAACCCCUCCUCAGCUGGGAGAUGCAACUGACACACGUCUUCCAGAGACACGACAUGGGGCCAAGGGGCCCGACUUGAAGAGAAAGGACCAGACAUUUCCCCCCUUCCCUACCCUCCUUGUCCUGCCUACUGUGAAGGGUAGGGCACGUUCUGUGCAAUGUUUUGGGGUGGCAGUGGACCCAGGGUUGCUGCUUGGGUUGCUCUGCACCUGUCAUGCUAACUGUAACCACUACGAAGCAAGGGGAGAAUGGCCCACGGGCUGCUGGUGGGAUUCGACCGGCAACUGCUGCUGCUCCGGCCUGUAUUGAUGCUUUUUAGGAGCCUCUUUGCUGCUUUUGUGCAGGGCUUCCUCCAGCCUCCCCCUGGAGCACAGUGCACAGGGACGGGGAGGGGGCCUGCAGGGGGCAGUUACUGUCCCAAGGUCCCAUCCCCCAACUGGGGGGCUCUCAGCCCAGACAGCUACCCUUGCUGAAUGUAGGGAGGGCUUUGAGCUGAGCACAGGGUCUCCUUGGGGGCCACCAGACCUGGCCUGUUCUGUAGCCUCCAGCAGCUCUCUGGCCAGGGUGAGUGUUGGCUAUUGGUGAGGGAAGGCCUGGGACAGGCCCCAGCUCUGUGACCCCUCGGCUCGAAUGUUGCCCUUCUGCCUGAUUGUGCCCUGUGCAGCCACUGCAGGGUCCCUGGGUGCUGCCUGGAGCCAGCUACUUCCUGGGUGCUGCAGCGUCCAGCAUGGGUGGUUUCGUCCUCAGUCUAAGGGACGUUGACCCCGUGGCGCCGGCACCAAGCUCCUCGCGGCUGAAGCGGUAGGGUCUAUUUGCCCGCCCCCCAGGCUGCACCCGUGUUUGAACUGUGUAUUUAAAGUGUGUGUGUG